AUGACCGACGCCGAACCCAACGCAGUGCUGGUUUCCAAGACCGAUGAUGGUAUCACUACGAUCACCAUCAACCGGCCGCAUCGCCGAAACGCGAUCGACGGCUCAACCGGUGAAGAGCUGACCUCUGCAUUUCUGGACUUCGAGGCGGACCCUUCCCAGAAGGUGUGUGUCUUCUAUGGAGCCCACGGGACCUUCUGCGCCGGCUUCGACCUUCACGAGGUUGCCGCGUUUGUGGAAGCGUACAAAAGAGUGUAUUCAGUUGGUUCGUUCAGCCCCGGGCAGCCUGACUACAAGGGACCCAUCGUCGAUGCGAGCCACAAGGUCGAGGGGCGCAAUAUCGGCCCCAUCGGCCCUUCUCGUAUGCAGAUCAAGAAGCCUGUCAUAAGCGCCGUUUCUGGUUAUGCUGUCGCUGGGGGACUUGAGCUCUCUCUUCUCGGUGACAUCCGUGUGGCCGAGGAGGAUGCCGUCUUCGGCGUCUUCUGCCGUCGCUGGGGUGUGCCCCUGAUCGAUGGUGGUACGGUCCGCCUACAGGCCAUUGUUGGGCUGGGACGUGCCUUGGACAUGAUUCUCCCUGGUCGUGGUGUUGGUGCCCCCGAAGCCCUGCAGAUGGGUCUGGCGAACCGCGUGGUGAAGAAAGGCAUGGCGUUGGAGGAGGCAACGAAGAUUGCGAAGCAGUUGCUUGUGUUCCCCCAGGAAUGCAUGAAUGUCGACAGGGCGAACUGCUACUACAGUGCGUAUGACGCGUCAUCUUUCGAAGACGCGCUCAGAAAUGAGUUCGACGAGGGAGUUAAGGUUAUCACCACCGAGAGUGUUCGUGGCGCUGCUAGAUUUAGGGACGGAGCUGGUCGUCAUGGUGUUUUUGAUUCCGAAAAGCUCUAA
This is a messenger RNA of Diaporthe citri, 879 nucleotides long. RefSeq lists its product as uncharacterized. The record is from RefSeq and is a predicted model, not a curated record. Bases 1 to 879 code for a protein of 292 amino acids. The transcript is spliced from 2 exons. Lineage: Eukaryota; Fungi; Ascomycota; Sordariomycetes; Diaporthales; Diaporthaceae.